Molossus molossus (Pallas's mastiff bat) is the source of this 1047-nucleotide messenger RNA. Its product is annotated as olfactory receptor 1094-like. NCBI's taxonomy places the organism in Eukaryota, Metazoa, Chordata, Mammalia, Chiroptera, Molossidae. The record is from RefSeq and is a predicted model, not a curated record. The transcript has 3 exons. Gene Ontology annotation, biological process: G protein-coupled receptor signaling pathway; sensory perception of smell. Gene Ontology annotation, cellular component: membrane. Gene Ontology annotation, molecular function: G protein-coupled receptor activity; odorant binding; olfactory receptor activity. Bases 91 to 1047 code for a protein of 318 amino acids.
GUAUCACUCUCACAUGGUGUUUCCCAUAUCUUCUGCUAUAAUAUUAUUGAACAAAAUUUUCUAUAUUUUUUCAUCUUUGUAAAUUUUAAGAUGAACAAUGUGACUGAAGUCACUGUGUUUAUAUUGAUGGGCUUCACAAAUAAUUCUGAGGUGCAAGUAUUCCUGUUUUUACUGUUUCUAGAAAUCUACCUUUUUACUCUGAUGGGAAAUUUGGGAAUGGUUUUCUUGGUCACUAGGGAUUCUCGGCUCCAUAACCCCAUGUACUAUUUUAUAAGUGUGUUAUCUGUCUUGGAUGCUUGUUAUUCUUCAGUUGUCACCCCAAAGAUGUUGGUCAAUUUUCUGAAUGAGAAUAAAGCCAUUUCCUAUCUCGAGUGUGCAACACAGAUGUUUCUUGCUGUUACUUUUGGGACCACAGAAUGCUUCCUCUUGGCUGCAAUGGCAUAUGACCGCUACGUGGCAAUCUACAACCCUCUCCUGUAUCCAGUUAGCAUGUCACCCAGAGUCUAUGUGUCACUCAUGGUUGCUUCCUAUGCCGGUGGCAUUGUGCAUGCUUCUAUACACACAGUGGCCACAUUUAGCCUAUCUUUCUGUGCGUCCAAUGAAAUUAGACAUGUCUUUUGUGACAUCCCUCCUCUCCUUGCUAUUUCUUGUUCUGACACAUACACAAACCAGCUUCUACUCUUCUACUUCGUGGGUGCAAUUGAGAUCGUAACUGUCCUGAUUGUCCUGAUCUCCUAUGGUUUCAUUCUGUUGGCCAUUCUGAGGAUGCACAACAGUGAAGGGAGGAGAAAAGUCUUCUCUACAUGUGGCUCUCACCUAACUGGGGUGUCAGUUUUUCAUGGAACCAUUCUCUUCAUGUACGUGAGACCGAGUUCCAGCUACGCUUUGGACCAUGACAUGAUAGUGUCGACAUUUUACUGCAUCAUGAUUCCCAUGCUGAAUCCCAUCAUCUACAGUCUGAGGAACAAAGAUGUGAAAGAGGCAAUGAAACGAGUGUUUUGGGAAAAUAGAUGUAUCAAUAAAGUGUAUUUUCACCCUAGCCAUUAA